AUCGCCGUUCGUUAUCACCGCGUUUCCACAAAAUUUGGAUAACGCACCUGGCAUGGAGAUGGCUCAAGUAGAUGGCUUUAUCUUUGACGGUCCAGUGGCUUCCGAAUCUAAUGGAAAACAAGGAAUUACUUCGACAUCCACAACAACAGUCGCAUCUGUUCUGCUUAACAAUGUAUAUAACGCAUGCAUAAUAAACUGUCCGGUGACGAACGAAUACAAUCCUGUUUGUGGUACGGACAACGUCCAUUACGUUAACCCAGGAAAUCUAGGCUGCGCGCAACGUUGUGGAAAAGACGUGAUAUUAAAUUAUUAUGGACGCUGUUCAACAGGCCGAACUGGAUAACAAAUAAUUUAUAUUAAUGCAAU
This is a messenger RNA of Cyphomyrmex costatus, 366 nucleotides long. RefSeq lists its product as uncharacterized. The coding region runs from base 53 to 343 and encodes 96 amino acids. The transcript is spliced from 4 exons. Gene Ontology annotation, molecular function: serine-type endopeptidase inhibitor activity; protein binding. The record is from RefSeq and is a predicted model, not a curated record. NCBI's taxonomy places the organism in Eukaryota, Metazoa, Arthropoda, Insecta, Hymenoptera, Formicidae.